UGCACUGUCCCUUUAACCGCCUGCGAACUGGAAGCUAGCAGUCGGAAGCUAACUUCAUCGUCGUGGCAGAGGAGCUACUCCUGUUUACAACAUAAUGGAGCCCAGAUGGCCGAAGAGGCGCGUUUUAUGCUCUGGUUGUUUGCUAUUCUUUAUAUUUGUUACAGGACCCGUGUCCGCGGUCGACAUAUACACCGACCCUGAAGUGAUAGUGCAGAACGGCACCACAGGAGUCCUGCGAUGCACCUUUAAGUCCAGCGACGUGGUGACCAAAGACACCACUGUGACCUGGAGCUUCCAGUCCAAUCAGCCUGAUCAUCAGUACUACAAAGCUCCAUAUGUGAUUUACUAUUUUUUCAGUGGAAAAGAAUAUCCUGGGCCAGAAGAAUUUAAAGAGAGGGUACAGUUUAUUGGAGACAUCAACAAAAAGGAUGCCUCGAUACAGCUGAACCCGGCUCAGUUCAGCGACAAUGGGACCUUCUUCUGCGACGUGAAGAACCCCCCAGACAUAGCAGGAACUCCGGCUCGAACAGAACUCAGGGUCGUUCUGAGAGAGUCGCUCCCUCAGAGCAACACGAAGAUUAUAAUCUGGGCAGUCUGCAUUGCUGUGUUUCUGCUCAUCAUCAUCGCUGUCGCCGCUUGCUUCGCCAUAAGGGUGCUUCACAACCGGCACGAUUACGAAGGAUGUACGACCCUGGAAGGCGUGAGCUCAGAAGCUCCACGGCCAGUAAAGAAGGUGGAGUCCAGGCGGGAGGGCUCCAGGUGUACCAGCCCCUCGGGUCCGCUGCAGGGCCCGGUGAUAUACGCCCAGUUGGAUCACUCAGGCAGUAAAAAUUCAUUCCAUAAGAUGGAGCCCGUGGUCUACGCUGACAUCCGCAAAAACUGAAGAUGGGGACCAAAAAGCAUUAAAAAAAAGAACGAAAAAA
Molecule: messenger RNA, 923 nt
Organism: Cyprinodon tularosa
Lineage: Eukaryota; Metazoa; Chordata; Actinopteri; Cyprinodontiformes; Cyprinodontidae
Gene: mpzl1l
Product: myelin protein zero-like 1 like
Exons: 6
Coding region: 95-883 (262 amino acids)
Cellular component (GO): cell surface; focal adhesion; membrane
Source: RefSeq, a predicted model, not a curated record